Cydia amplana is the source of this 615-nucleotide messenger RNA. RefSeq lists its product as uncharacterized. The record is from RefSeq and is a predicted model, not a curated record. Bases 35 to 595 code for a protein of 186 amino acids. NCBI's taxonomy places the organism in Eukaryota, Metazoa, Arthropoda, Insecta, Lepidoptera, Tortricidae. The transcript is spliced from 4 exons.
AAUAUUCAUAAAACUAGUAUUUUACACAUAACUAAUGUCCGAUUCUUCUGAUGACGAAGACCUUUCGAGGUUCCGCGAGGCUGUCGAUACUUCAUUCACUAAACUCAUCAAUGAAACUCGCGGUAUACCACAAAAAGAUGUAAAAAAACCUGUUUCCGAGAGGUAUUUGGAAACCGCCAGCCAUUACAACGAUGUGAAGGUGCCGGAGAAAAUGCAAAAACAGAUUGGUGUGAAGAUCUCCAAGAUUAUUGAAAAGAAUGUCGAAUUUGUAGACAUGGAGGCCAAUGGAGUGAAAAAACGUAAGAUCAAAGGUGGCGUGAAACUGUUCUCCGACUCAGUUGAUUACCUCUCACCGGAGGCUGCAGUGGACACGUAUGCCGAGACACACAAUGCACGGUCUAGGGAAAUGAUGACACAGAAGCGGCAGCGUGAAGAAAAACAAGUAGAUGAAAAUGACAAAAUAGCAACAGUGGCAGUAACAGGCGAGUAUGUUUUAUCCAAAGAAGAAACAAAAUGCUGGAAAUCUAGACGAAAAGAAAAACUUUUCAAAUACAAGUCCCAAAAAAACAGCAAAAUUUUAACCGCUAUUGAAUAGUUUCCAAAAUAAAACAAGAG